This is a messenger RNA of Anolis sagrei ordinatus, 1906 nucleotides long. It is a transcript of the gene WDR46, whose product is annotated as WD repeat domain 46. The record is from RefSeq and is a predicted model, not a curated record. Gene Ontology annotation, molecular function: protein binding. NCBI's taxonomy places the organism in Eukaryota, Metazoa, Chordata, Lepidosauria, Squamata, Anolidae. Gene Ontology annotation, cellular component: nucleolus; 90S preribosome; small-subunit processome. Gene Ontology annotation, biological process: maturation of SSU-rRNA from tricistronic rRNA transcript (SSU-rRNA, 5.8S rRNA, LSU-rRNA).
AAAGCACCCGGAAGCGUGCCUCUGAGCGUGGAAUCCACGUGGGUGGCAGGCACUUUCCUGAAUUGGGGAAACGGGGCAGCCAUGGAGAAGGAGAAGAAGAAGAAGCCCCUCCAGAGAUAUUGGGAGGCCGGAGUAGAGGUGGUCAGCGACCCAAAGGCCAUUAAGCCCCAGAAGGACGAUGGGAGGCCAAAGAAGAAGAGGAUGUCGAAGGACGGAGAUCGGGACCAGCCGGAGGGCAUCUCUGGGAAGGUGGACCCCUUUCCCGGCCCGGCGACCAUCCCUCCAGAGAAGGUGGAAAAGUUCAAGCGCGGGACCAAGCAGGGUCCGGUGCGAGACCGUCGGCUGAAGCGCAGGCUGACCUCUCAGGAGGCGAAGGCCCAGUCGGCCGCCAAGCAAGCCGCUCGGAUGGAGCUCCUCCUUCUGGAGGAACCCGGAUUCCUGGAGGGCGACGAGGGGGAGGACACGUGCACCAUCUCGCAGGCGGACAUCGCGGAGGCCGUGGACCUGGCCGCCGGAGCCAAGCGCUUUGAGCUGAGGCUGGACCAGUUUGGGCCCUACCGGCUGAGCUACACACGCAACGGCAGGCACCUCCUCCUGGGGGGCCACAGGGGCCACGUGGCCGCCCUCGACUGGCAGACCAAGGCUCUGAUGUGCGAGAUCAACGUCAUGGAGACCCUCACCGACGUCACGUGGCUGCACUCGGAGUCCCUCUUUGCGGCCUCGCAGGGGCGCUGGCUCUACGUCUACGACAGCCAAGGCAUCGAGCUGCACUGCCUCAAGCGCUUCCACCGCGUCCAGCGCAUGGAGUUCCUGCCCUUCCACUUCCUCCUGGCCACCGCCAGCGACUCGGGCUUCCUGCAGUACCUGGACGUGUCGGUGGGCCAGGAGGUGUCCUGCAUCCUCACCAAGGGGGGCCGGCUGGGGGUCAUGGCCCAGAACCCCUCCAACGCCAUCGUCCACCUCGGGCACAGCAACGGGACGGUGACCCUCUGGAGCCCCAACGUGAAGGAGCCCUUGGCCCGCAUCCUCUGCCACCGCUCGGCCGUCCGUGCCCUGGCCGUUGACCCUUCUGGCACGUACAUGGCGACGUCCGGGGUGGACCGGAAGGUGCACGUGUACGACCUGCGCUCCUUUGGGCGCCUGCACUCCCUGCUGCUCCCUUCUGCGGCCGCCGGGCAGCUGGACUUCAGCCAGAGGGGCCUCCUGGGGGCCGCCUGCCAGGACGUCGUCCAGGUGUACAAGGACAUCCUGCUGGGCCCACCCUCCAAGCCUUACCUGUGCCACGCCUUGCCCCGCCCGGCCCACGCCCUCCGCUUCUGCCCCUUUGAGGACGUCCUUGGGGUCGGUCACCAAGACGGAUUCGCCAGCCUCCUGGUGCCAGGAGCCGGGGAGCCCAACUUCGACGCCUUGGAGAGCAACCCCUUCCGGAGCAAGAAGCAGCGGCAGGAAUGGGAGGUCAAGGCCCUCCUGGAGAAGAUCCCCUUUGAGCUCAUCUCUAUGGACUCGGGCCAGCUCGGGACGGUGGACGCCAUCUCCAUGGAGCAGCGGCAGAAGGAGCGCGUCGAGAGGCUGGGCUUCGACCCCGAGGCCAAAGAGGGUUUCCGCCCGCGGAAGAGGAUGAAGGGGCGCGACUCGGCCGCCCACCGGCUCCGGAGGAAGAAGAAAGUGGCCGCCGAGGAGCACCGGGCUGCGAUCCGGAAAAGUAUAGCCGAGAAGGAAGCGACAGUCGCCAAGGAGAAGGAAGGGAAGGGGGGCAAGGGGGGGCUCCCCUCCCAGAAAGGCCUGCGGUCAGCGCUGGACCGCUUCCAGAAGUAGCCCCCCCCCCCCUCGCCUUUCGUGGGAAGGAAAUCCCGAUACGCAAAAUAAGGAAGACCAGCGUUGCCCCCGUGGGGGUGAAAAGGGGAAC